CAAAUAAGGAUGUUCAGAGGUAUAUAUCUAAGGAAGGUUUAUGCUAGUUAUAGCAAGAAUCCUUCCUUGUUAAGCAUGACCCAGAGGUCAUUCAUGACGCAUCAUGCCAGUACUGCUAAGAAAAGUCUUAAAUUAUCCCCGCUUAGGGCAAAUGGACUCAUGCCUAUUUCACAGAGAUAUGCCUGGACCAAAGUCAAGGCUUUCUUUAGACAUGAAAAGGGAGGAGCCCAACAAAGUUUUGCAAAAUUUGGAAGGGAAUCAAACAAUCCUUACAGAGCUGAGUAUGAAAAGGACCUCAAAGAGAGGACUGACAGGAAACUCAACUGGGGAAUCAAGAAUCGGUGGGAGCAAAGAGACCUAGAUGAUAUCUACAAGAAUGAAGAUAUUAGGUCCAUUCAGUUUAGAGAUUUUACUAAGCAGCUCAUUGAGACCAGAACUAUUGAAAUCAAGGAGUUCACAUCAGUUGAAGAAAUUUAUUUCUACAUGGAAAACAUGUUCAAAGAGGGAAUAUCAGAAAGCAAUCUCAUGAAGGCAAUGGACAUCUUUAUUAGAGAUGCUGACCAGUUUAAUGAAGAGGACCUUAACCAUCCCACUUUUAAGAAAUUCUUGAAGGAAAUCAGUAGAAAUUUAGUCACAUUCUCUAAAGAAGAAAGUUAUGUAAAAACAGCCCAAUUCAUGGAUAUCUACUGUAUCUCAGAAUCUCUACUCUGGAUUAACCUCGAAUUGUUUGUGAUGAAGAAAGAAAAUAUGUUCAAACCGGAAAAUUUGAUAAGAAUUAUGACUCACUUCGCAAGACAGUUAGAAGGAUCCAAAGAUUUCUAUCAAUUCAUGGAGCACAACUUCGCUUCAGAACAGUUUGAUGAUGUAUCCCUUGAAGAUUUCAUUUCUCUUGGGUACAAUCUCUAUUUAGUACAAACUGGCUCCUUAGGCUUCUUCAAUGAUUAUGCUGAUAAAUUGCUUGCUAAGAUGAAUGAAUCUAUUUCAACAUUCAAUAUUCUCAGGAUUCUCCAGACAUACGCAGAGAUAGGCACAAGCUAUUUUGACAUAUUCGAUACUUGUGAAUAUUAUCUACUCAAACGAUUAGAGCAGCUCAUGAUUGAAGAGAUGGUAUGUGCUAGUGCGUGCUUUUCCAUCUCAGGACAAGGCAGCAACACUCUCUUCAGACUCUUUGAGAGGGAGGUUCUCAGACACCCAGAUUUUGACUUUAAGACUCUCCGAGAUGUCUGCAAGUCUUUUAUAUUCUCAAUGAGAGGCUCAGCUGAGAUAUUCAGACACUUUGAGCCAAGAAUCAGACAGUACUUAGACAGGUUCUCUUGCAACGAGAAAUGAUUUAUACUCAGUGUUUAUUUCCAAAAGAGGUGACUUACCAAGGUCUUCCAAAAUGAAUUAGAGAAGAGCAUCGCUCAGAGACUGAGAAUGACUGAAGAGAUUACCAUCGAGGAAAUUGCCAUGAUAGUCAACGUAUACACUACCACUAGAGCCUGUGGUAGAGAGAUGCAGAAGCUAAUGGAGUUUACGGUUUUGAAAAGACUUGAUGAUCUUAGGUCAAAUCUUAAAAUGUAUCAUUUCAUUGGUGCUAAAUUUGAGCAGUCUGGUUUCUGAUCUAUUGACACUAUGAGAGUACUCAAAGACCAGCUGAAGAUCGUGCAAGCUGAACAAGCAAUGUUUGAGUAAUAGUUAUUUUCAAUCA
Messenger RNA from Moneuplotes crassus, 1690 nucleotides. Lineage: Eukaryota; Ciliophora; Spirotrichea; Euplotida; Euplotidae. The record is from the annotation of a GenBank genome assembly.